GGAGGGGCGGGGCGGGGCGCGCGGCCUCGCGCUCGCGCUCGCGCCGGGGCGGUGCGGGCUCUCCGCCUUCUGCAGCGCUCUGCAUGUUUUUCCUUUCUUUUUCGCAAUUUUGAGCGUUGUGCAUGACGAGAGGUUCGAGGCAGGUGAGAGCAUCCCGCCCGCCGCGGAGGAGCCCGCGGGCACUCGGCGCGCUCCCCGGGGGUCGUCUGCGCUUGGAGCCCGAAAGUUCUUUUGGUUUUGUGUUUUUAUGCAGGUGUAUUUAUAAAGACAUAAGUAAUUUUUUUUUCUUUUUCUUCUCUUGUCUCCACCGCCUUGAAAGCUAAUACUUUUGGCAAAGGACGGAGGAAAAAGCUCAGCAACAUUUUGGGGGGAGGUUGGAGUUUUUUGGUUUUGUUUUUUUUUUUUUAAGAAAAAAAAAUUGAGUGCAUCGCGAUGGAGAAAAUGUCCCGACCGCUUCCCCUGAACCCCACCUUUAUCCCGCCUCCCUACGGCGUGCUCAGGUCCUUGCUGGAGAACCCGCUGAAGCUCCCCCUUCAUCAUGAAGACGACCAGUCUCCAGCCCUGCCCCGAGGACUGGUGCUUUCUUUCCAAAGUAAAUAGGAAGAUGUCGAAAAACAGGCCGAGAUCCAUGUCCUGCCUGAACUUUUAACUCUAGAUCCACAAGAAACAGCAGCCAGAGAACAGCCCCGCAUAUAGUAAGGAUAAAGACAAGGAAAAGAAGCUGGAUGAUGAGAGUAAUAGCCCGACGGUCCCCCAGUCAGCAUUCUUGGGGCCCACCUUAUGGGACAAAACCCUUCCCUAUGACGGAGAUACCUUCCAGUUGGAAUACAUGGACCUGGAGGAGUUUUUGUCGGAAAAUGGCAUUCCCCCCAGCCCGUCUCAGCAUGACCACAGCCCCCACCCUCCGGGGCUGCAGCCGACCUCCUCAGCGGCCCCUUCUGUCAUGGACCUCAGCAGUCGGGCCUCCGCACCCAUUCACCCUGGCAUCCCACCCCCAAACUGUGUGCAGAGCCCCAUGCGACCAGGCCAGCUGCUGCCAGCCAACCGCAAUACUCCGAGCCCCAUCGACCCCGACACCAUCCAGGUGCCGGUGGGCUACGAGCCGGACCCGGCCGACCUCGCCCUCUCCAGCAUCCCCGGCCAGGAGAUGUUUGACCCUCGCAAACGCAAGUUCUCCGAGGAAGAGCUGAAGCCACAGCCCAUGAUUAAGAAAGCGCGCAAAGUCUUCAUCCCGGACGACCUGAAGGACGACAAGUACUGGGCGCGGCGCCGGAAGAACAACAUGGCGGCCAAGCGCUCGCGGGAUGCGCGGCGACUCAAGGAGAACCAGAUCGCCAUUCGCGCGUCCUUCCUGGAGAAGGAGAACUCGGCGCUGCGCCAGGAGGUGGCGGACCUGCGCAAGGAGCUGGGCAAGUGCAAGAACAUCCUGGCCAAGUACGAGGCCCGGCACGGGCCCCUGUAGGUGGGCGGCGGGCGGCCGCGGCCCGGACAGGCCUUCACCGCAGCGACCGACUUUUCUGACAUCAGCACUUUACCAGACGCAGCAACACGACGGACUCACGUUUUGGGGUGUGUGUGUGUUUGUGCUCCUGUGUGGUCAGCGCGGUGUGUGUGUGUGUGUGUGUGUGUGUGUGUGUGUGUGUGUCCCUGUGUGGUCAGCGAGUGUGUGUGCGCACUCCUACAUCCCUUUGCGCCCGCCAUUUUGAAACGAAAGGUGCCAUGUUUUUACUGGACUGAGGAGACCGCGCGGGUUUCCUUCUCCCCGCCCCUUCACCCUACUCCUGCCCUUUCCUGUGGCUUCAUGUGUGCUCCUGCCCACUCUUUCAGGACCUUCUCGGGUUCACUAAGAAGGGCCCUGCUGAAAUAGUAGAUCUCAGUUUUCAAGACCACGGGCUCUUGUUUCUGUUUAAUCUGUAAGUUACCAUGCUAAUAAGGUGCACAGAGUAAUUUAGCACUACACUGCAGCUCCGUUCAGUUAUAGGUUGCUUUCCUCACUUUUUAAGUUUUGGUGAUAAUCGUCUUCAAAUUUAAAGUGCUGUUUAGAUUUACUAGAUCCCAUAUUUACUUAACUGCUCUCUACUAAGUUUCCUUUUAACUCGACCAACUCCAGCGAGUAAGAGUACUCUUAUAGAACACAGAGUGUGUUUUUGCACUGUCUGUACCUAAAGCAAUAAUCCUAUUGUACGCUAGAGCAUGCUGCCUGAGUAUUACUAGUGGAAGUAGGAUAUUUUCCCUACCUGAGAAUUUCACUGUCUUUUAAAAAGCAAAAAUUACAGUAAUGUAUUUGAGCAUGCCCAGAACAUCCCCAGGACCGGGAAGCAGAGGGAAACGCCAGGUCUAAGAACAAGGGGUUAACUUAUCAGUGUACAGCCAAAAAAUGCAUCUUGGAACAGCUUUUGACAUUGAUGUGUUUGCUUUUGUUUUCUCUCUUUUCCCAUGCCCCCAGCCCCCAAUUUUCUAGUUAACUUUUUCGACAUCCCUCUUGAUAUUCAAUACAAUUCAAUUACUUAAGAUUCAGUUUCCCCCAUUUUUUGGUAAUGUAUAUAUUUUUGUGAAUUAUACCUUGUUGUUUUAAAAAAUCAGUUAAGUUAAUAAGUUGAUGUUUUGUAAAACCCCUUUUUCUUAGUGGUGUCAUAUUUGAAUGCUUCAUAAAUUAAUGAUUCUGGAGCUUAUGUUUCUUAUUCUCUGUUUUCUUUUGAACGUAUGUGCUCUUAUUAAGUGGACUUCUGAAAAAUGAAUGUAAAAGACACUGGUGUAUCUCCGAAGGGGAUGGUGUUGUCACAAACUGUGGUUAAUCCAAUCGAUUUAAGUGUUUACUGUAGACCAAAAGGAGAGAUUAUUAAAUUGUUUAAUGUUUAUACAGAGUAAUUAUAGGAAGUUCUUUUUGUACAGUAUUUUUCAGAUAUAAAUACUGACGAUGUAUUUUGGAAGACAUAUAUUAUAUAUAGCAAAGAGAAAAGGAAAACUAUUCCAUGUUUUAAAAUUAUAUAGCAAAGAUAUAUAUUCAUCAAUGUUGUACAGAGAAGUGCUUGGGGGUUUUUGAAGUCUUAAAUAUUUUAAUUUUGUCACUGACACAUCAGCAUGUUUUCUGCUUUAAAUUAAAAUUUUACAACAGUAUCGAAGCUUGCUGUGACGAAUUCUGCUCUAAAAUAUCUUAGGAGUUUUCUUAUUUCCUAUUAGGUCUCAGAAAGAAAACCCAAAACCACAAAAUGGAUGUUAGUCAAAUAUUUAUUGGAUGAUACAGUGAUUUUUAGGAAAAGCAUCUGCCACAGAAAUGUUCACUUCAAAAUUAUGAGUUCCUAAAAAUGAAUAUCACUGCAAGCACCCCCCAAAAUUCUGUUCUCCUCAGUGGGCACGUGCAUCUUAACACAGUAUAAGGUUAAUAUCGGUGCUAUGUGUAUGAUUUAUAAUUUGAUAGCUGUCUUGACUUUAAAGGUGAUUGUUCUUUUGUUUCACUAACUUGUGUUAAGAGAUUUUGCUGUUGUUAUAAAGAAACAUUUUCUGCAAGAUUAAAAUACCCUUUUAUCAGUGGGAUUUUCUAGUUUCCUGUGUCCAGAGUAUGUGAUUCUUUAAUGGUGAUCUUGUCAAUCUGUUAGCAAUGCUUCUCUCUUACUGUCAUAGUCUUGGGGAAUCUGAAUAUUGGAAUAUUCCUACAGAUAUCCCUUUUUAUCUGAAGCUACAGAUUAUGAUGGGAGAUGGACGCAUAUUGGAAUUAAAAUAACCUUGUUCGGGUAAAUAACUAAUAAAAUAAACAAAACCUCUAUCAAACUUAAGCAGAACUGAAUUAGUGGUAUUCAGAGACACAAGUAAGCAUGGAGUUGGCCUUUUUAUAGGUAAAGAGACUAACUGCAGCAGAAUUGUUAAAUAGUUCAAUAUCUAGCAAGAAAGCUGGAGAAGUAUUGAAGGAUUGUACUGAAGACAAUCCAAAUUCAUUGAAGUUUAAAAUGGUAACUGAAAAAACUGUAUUUGAGUACUAGUCUUUCUGAAAUUAGGUUGCUUGUAUCUGAUGAGUAUCACAGAUGUUUUCUGCAGAAGAAAUUUAAAGAUCAUAAUAAAACUUAUUCUUUGGCAUGCCAGGGGAGGUUUCAGAAACCUACCUCGUUUUAAAUUUUUUAAAGCUUUGGAGUCUGUACAGGUGCCUUAUAUGUAGGUCAUUGUCACCACAUACAAGCACUCAACCCCUGAACUCACUGCCUUCUGUCCAGGGCAGUCAGCUAGUAAAUAAAGCAGUCCUUCUAAAUGACAUGAGAAGGCAUGGCCCGAUUUGGAAUGACUUGGAUCAUCCAGGGUCAGAUGAGUUCCGCAGACUGCAGCUAUUAAAAGAGUCCUGUUGUCAUUUUUCACCUUUUCAUCAUAAGCAUCUUUCAGAGAUUAAUUACUUGGCCAUUAAAAAUGAAUCCAAAUCAUAUUAUGCCAACAUCAUUUAGACAUGAUUUGGAAUGAGCGGCCUAGGACUUCUUGACAAGGUCACAUCCUCCUUUCGACUGGACUUGCAAAGAAAGGCGAAAAUUGAUCAGCCUAUGGUUCUGCUUGUGCUACCUGGAGGACAUAGGUAGGGAAUGGGAGGGCUGUAAGUGAUCACUUCCUCCUCUUGAGAAAGUGGACGCUUUUGACCAUUCCAAAACCCACAGUGAGCAGAAUAGUGACAGGCCUUUCAUCCUCACAUAUGACAGGCCGCUGUGAAACCAUCGUUUGAAGCAGAAGGACCGUUUGCUUCAUGAGCAUGCAGACGGAAUUCUAGCACUGGGUGGAGAGGAAGCAGUGCUAGAAAGCCCAGAGGUUCCUUCCAACUUACCGGUUUUGUGAGGAACUCAAUUCUAAAUAUAUGUUUGAAAGGUCUUGGGUCUGUUUGGAGAAGAGUCAGUAAGAAUUUUAAGUAGAGUCACUCCCACCCCCAUCCCAAAUUAAAACAAAGGUCAUUCUGUAAAAUGCAAAGGAGUUUGCCUCCCUUAUUCCUAAAGUUCUUUUUAGGAAAACUUAAUUCGUGUUAAUCAGGGCAGUUCCAGAAGGUGAUAGACACCUGCUCUCAGUCUGCCAGCUUCCUGCUAAGGGCUCCUAGGCCCUCACUGGGGAGGCUAAGAUCUCCUCUAGGUUUUCUCUACAAUUAAUGCCAUUUUUUAAAUGAGCAAAGCCAUGUUUUUAAUCGUGAUGCAUUGGAUUUGGCAACUAAAGGCAGUACAUUUUGCUGAGGGCUAAGUGUAUGUAGAGGAGUGUAUGUGUGUGUGUGUGUGUAUGUGUGUGUGUGAGAGAGAGUAGUUAAGGCAUAAAAUCUUUCAUGUGGAGCACCUUACCAAACAUAACGAUAAUCACCAUUAUCCUUUUGGCAACACCACCAAGAUUGCAUCUGUUAAACAGGUACCAGUUCACUUGAUGUCAGUGUGUUUGUACACCAUGGUUUUGGUUGCUGUUUAUGCUGUUAAGUCCAAAACUUUGUCUGUUAUUCUUAAUGUUUAAUAAAAUUUGAAUUGUU
Bubalus bubalis (water buffalo) is the source of this 5470-nucleotide messenger RNA. It is a transcript of the gene HLF, whose product is annotated as HLF transcription factor, PAR bZIP family member. Gene Ontology annotation, biological process: regulation of transcription by RNA polymerase II. The transcript is spliced from 5 exons. NCBI's taxonomy places the organism in Eukaryota, Metazoa, Chordata, Mammalia, Artiodactyla, Bovidae. Gene Ontology annotation, cellular component: nucleus. The record is from RefSeq and is a predicted model, not a curated record. Gene Ontology annotation, molecular function: DNA-binding transcription factor activity, RNA polymerase II-specific; RNA polymerase II cis-regulatory region sequence-specific DNA binding. The coding region runs from base 830 to 1462 and encodes 210 amino acids.